This is a messenger RNA of Sclerotinia borealis F-4128, 594 nucleotides long. NCBI's taxonomy places the organism in Eukaryota, Fungi, Ascomycota, Leotiomycetes, Helotiales, Sclerotiniaceae. The record is from the annotation of a GenBank genome assembly.
AUGUCCCUUAUACGGAUCCGCUCGGUUCUUGUCUGUGGUGGUUCGACUCCUGGUGGCGGAUUUGCAAUUGAUAAUUGUGUUUCUAUGCAACCUGAAGCUGAGAAUGCUACUUGGGUGAUUGAAAGAAUCCCAUCACGUCGCGUAAUGCCAUGUCUGGCAUCCCUUCCAGAUGGCACAACUCUCAUCAUGAAUGGAGCACAUCAUGGAUUUGCCGGCUUCGGACUCGGCUCAGAUCCCAAUUUCAACACCGUUCUAUACGAUCCCCGUCUACCCAUCAAUUCGCGCAUGAGUAUAAUGGCAAAUACAUCAGUCGCGCGUCUUUACCAUUCAGAAGCAAUACUGCUUCUAGACGGACGAGUUAUGGUAAGCGGCAGUGGUCCUCAAGACAAUGUCCAUCCAGAAGAAUACCGCGUCGAAGUUUCCACCCCUACAUAUCUCCUCUCCGGUCUCCCUCGUCCCACUUCCUCCCUCAAUAAUACAAAUUGGUCAUACUCACAAAGGAUACCUUUUACACUAACCUCAAAUACCACUUCGACAUCGAAUAUUAGUGUUUCGGUCCUAUUCAUACCGCCAGAAAGUCCGCAACUCGGGUAG